UGGUUACGGUCAAAAAUUGCGGGGUGAGGCCUGUCGCGGCUGUUUUCUCGUAUGUGGUUUUUCUUAGGGAGAGUUUGAAGUAACGAGCCCGCUAGAGGGCACCCGGCACUGAGAGAAACUCAGAUAAUUAGCACUCAUUUUCUACCCAAGAAAAUUAGACGUGUGGAUGUUGAAUCUCUCACUUUUACAGAAGCUCUUAAUGAAGUCUCUGGAAAUACCUACUCCACUUUACCUCCCAUGUUUCAGUGAUGCUGUGAGCACAUGAGUGGUGGGAGAGCACUCUUGGCUGCCUCUGUAAUUUCCAUCCAGAACUCCUGCUUCAUCUAUCCUGCUUGUCAAAGCUGCUUUUCUAGGCUGAUACUGGAUUCUAGGAGGUUUAACUGUCUAAAAUGUGGCUGCACAGGUGAAGCUAAAGAUGCAAGCUACAGAUAUAGAUUGUCCCUAAAGGUUGCUGACACUAAUGAUUUGUUUGACAUUACUGUCUUUGGAAGCUGCUUAGAUCCAUUCUUUGGAGUCGCUGCAGGAAAUUUGCAGAGGUAUAUUCAAGACUUUAAUCAGCUGUCAGGAGAAACAAACAAAGAUGCAUCUCCAGGAGUGUUAGUUCAAGCAGUUGAAACCUGUUUCAUUGGAAAAAGAUUUAUAUUUGGAGUGAAGGGUUGUGUGAGUCAAGAUGGAGGGCAUUCUGUUGCCAGCAGCAUCUUGCAAAACUGUUCUAGAAUUAAUAGAAGUACAAAAAACCUUACAGCAUGCCAGAUCUUCCUGCCAAACACUGCUGUUACUGGCUUUACUGUUAUCAGCUACUUCCAUCGGCUCCUGCAGUCUGCAAAAAUCAGGAGCUGCAAUAGCAGCUCAUGCUUACCUAAUGCAUCUUCAGCUGCAACAGAUGAGCCUGUCAGUGAGCUCAGCAGCCUGUCUGGUCUGAGCAGAAGCUCCUGUUUUGUUGAAUCUAGUGGCAGAGAAAGUUUUUUAGGGUCCUGGCAGCAGUCCUUCAGCCUGACUUCAUCUGUUGCUUGGGUAACAGCAGACUUUUCAUCUCUGGAAAUGGAAAAGCUGAUGAGUAGACAGAAUGAAGAAGAGGAGAGGCCUGUGUCUGCAGAAUCAUGCACUGUAAGCCUCAACAAUCAGACUCUUUGGGAUUCACAGUUUUGCAGCUCCUCUUUGAGGAAGGGGAAUAAAAAGGAGGAGGAUGAACUGAGUUCACAGUCUAAUCAGACUAACAGUAUCUCUGCACCUGACAAAUUAGAGCCGAUUUCCUCUUCAAAGGCAGAGUGUUUAUUUGAUAAUAGUUCCAGGUUAUUACAAAAUCUCUUGGAACUUGGGGUAAAAAACACUUACCCAGAGAAUAGUAGUGGAAAUGACUCCUGUCCAGAAAAAUCCCACAACUCCCUGUUUUACAAGAGACACACUUCACCUUCUAAUCAUGUAAAUGUAGCUGGAGUGUCUCCAACAGAUUCCAUCCUUUGGGAUGAGCUCCCAUUCUCAGAAAGUCUAAAUGAAUUUUUAGCCAGAAUAGAGGACUGCAAGAGUGUUGCAGCAUCACCCAAUCUUGAUACAGGCAAACAUGCCCUUGUUGAAAGUAGCAAGUUGGAUAGAAAUAUUAUCGAAUCAUCUCCUAGGCAAGCCCUGGUACCUGGUAAUUUGCAUGAAGUAAGCAUAUUAGGGAAGUUCUUGUCACCAGUGGAAAAGGAUAGUUGGGAGAGCAUACCCCUUACUUGCUUUCAGUCAAAUCUAAGUCCUCCAAGUGAUGAGGUGUUGCAAUGUGAGUCUUUCUGUAGUGCUUUGUCUUUAACUACCAAAGAAUGUGGAGCGUCUUUCUUUAUACCUAGCCCACAUCAACUGAUUCCAUCACAGUCCUUGCCACCUACAUCAGAGCCUUCUCCAUCCAAGAGUAGAGUUGUGCAGUCUAAAGAAGCAAAUAUUGGCAUUUCAAAGUCAGCUUGUUCUUUCAUCGGCCUACAGUGUACUGCUGAACACAGAAAAACCUUGUGUUUACAAAGGAGCAAGACAGCUGCCUGUGUACAGUCUGCACACGAUAGCUCUUCAGUUGACUGGGAGAAUAAAGAAAAUUAUUAUAACACACCAAGCCAAAAAACAGAUCUUACGUGCUUGGGGGCAUGGGACUCUGAUUCAGCAACUCCCAACAAGACAAGGACAUACAAAAGAGAACUAAAGCCACUGACAGAACUGCAAGAAAAUACCUUUAGAAGUAUAAAUAAGAGAGAGAUGCUGUGGAACAGUGGUUGCCCUGAAGGCAGCUACAAUGCCUCUGCUGAUCUCUUUGAUGCAAGUGCAAGAGAGCUAGCAAAGACAGUAGAAUUCUUAAAUAAAACACGCAACUCUUCCUUACAGGAAGAUGCUUUGACAGAAAAGGGCACAGCUGAAUUGGUGCUUAACCCUGUAGAUGUUCCCUGUAACAAUUCAAAACAUAGAUCAUUCCUACAUAGGUCCCCUCCUGCUUAUAGUACACCGGUAAAUUACUCCUUUUGUGAUGCAGAAUGCAACUCAGUUAGUGCUCAAGACUUUGUUCCUUAUUCACAGUCAACUCCUGUGGCAAAACCUCUUCAAAAAAUACGUCCUGUUGGGGAAAGAAGCUCUUUUGUCACUAUAUUCACACCUAAAAAUCUUCCUAAAAUCCAUUCCAAGUGUAAGCAAUCAAGGCCUUCCUUUCAAAACACUUUGCUGCAGCAACUUACUGGCAGAUCAGUGAAACGUGAAAGGCCAAGUAACUGGGAGGACAAAGAAAGUAAUAGCUCUGUUUCACAGCAGUCCCUUAUCAAGAGCCAACUGCCUGAGGAUGACUUUGAGGAGUGGAUCCCACCAUCUACAAACAAAAGAUUGAAACCAGCUGCAUCUUUAAACUUUCAAACAGUUAGCUCGGCUGCUGACUUGCAAUCUACCUGCAAGUACACUGACAGGAACCCUACUUCUGAAAGGAAAUUCAACAGUGGAAAUACAUGCUUCAGAAGUGAGAAAUUAAGCCCUGGGAAUACAGCCAGGAUUCUAACAACUCCUGUAUCUGCAGGUAUUGCCAAGGCCUUGUUUUUAAAUGAUACAGUCCUGGAAAGCUGUUCUGCUUCAGAAGGCAAGAAUCAUCUCUCAUGUGCAAGUUAUUCAGGGGGUAUAUUGCAAGGGACAGCUGACUGGUCUCCUGAGUUGUUCUUCCAAGCCCAGAGCCCUUUUUUCCAUAAGUGAAAAUAAUAAAAAAUGAUGCUUCUAUACUGUGUUCUUUGUAAUUAUUUUUAAGACUUUGGAAAGGAGCCAGAUGAAGAGAAGAGCUGUUUAAAAAUGAAUAAAUUAUUUAUACACCCAUUAAUGUAUGUGUUCCUAAGAUGAGUUAUGUUUAUUUGCAGAGUUUUGCACUGCAGAGAAGUUGGAUAAAAUGGAAUUUUGCUGUUGCUUUGUUUUGCUGUAGAUUAACUCUAAAACAUGGAAUAAAUGGUUAUGUAAAUGUG
Molecule: messenger RNA, 3452 nt
Organism: Dromaius novaehollandiae (emu)
Lineage: Eukaryota; Metazoa; Chordata; Aves; Casuariiformes; Dromaiidae
Gene: DDIAS
Product: DNA damage induced apoptosis suppressor
Exons: 6
Coding region: 262-3192 (976 amino acids)
Biological process (GO): negative regulation of intrinsic apoptotic signaling pathway in response to DNA damage
Cellular component (GO): cytoplasm; nucleus
Source: RefSeq, a predicted model, not a curated record